Porites evermanni is the source of this 5332-nucleotide messenger RNA. NCBI's taxonomy places the organism in Eukaryota, Metazoa, Cnidaria, Anthozoa, Scleractinia, Poritidae. The record is from the annotation of a GenBank genome assembly.
AUGGCGGAUCCUUCGAGUCGUGUGCGUUCAAAUAGCGAGUUUAGGGAGCGUUUGAUGGAAAAGGUUCAAGUGAAUGUUACGGAAACAGGAAAGUUAGCUCAGCAGCUGUUAAAAAGCUCGCGUUCCCACGAGGUAAACUAUUAAAAUAUUUCGUCAUUCUGUUUGUAAUCGUAGAGGGAGCCCGGAAAGCUAAGGGAGGCUGCAGUUUACCAAUCCUCGGGUAAUAGCUUAUUAAAUACAGUCAAUUCUCUCGUAAGCGACCACCCUUGGUGCGCAGAAAAGUGGUCGCUUACGAGAGGUUGUCGCUUAUUGGAAAACGUAUUAAAAUAAGCUAAAACUGAGUUGAUUAACGUAGUUAGAUAAAGAUAAAUGAAUUUUGGUCGUUUCGCCUACAGUCAGGUCGAUUCACCUACACGAUCUAAGUCGUUUCGCCAACACAGUUGCGCUUGAAGUUCGGUAAGUAUUAAACUAAAACAAGUUUAAUUUUACCUUUUACCUAGUUCAGACGUUCAUCAACCGAUCUUUCUUCAUUGUUUUCCUAAGUGCAAUGCAUCAAAAGCAGACAUGACAUAACACUGGUACGGUUAUUUUACUUCACAAGAUAAUGAUUAGACACCGGUAAGCUUUACUGUCAUUUGUACACUGUUAUAUUAUAUGUAGUCCUUCAUACGAGACUGUAAAACUUGAAACUUCAUUGCAGGCAAAACGACUUAGAUCGUGUAGGCGAAUCGACCUGAGUGUAGGGGAAACGACUUGUAGACGAAAUGACCGGUUUCCAGAUAAAUUACACCUACCACUUCUCGUAAGCGACCAUCCCUCAACCACUUUGCAAAUAACCGUUUUGUUUCUCCCUCAAACACAGUUUAAAAAGCUUUUUCGUAAGUUACUGCGGCCACUUUUAAGGCCAGAAAUUUGACUCAUUCCUUUGUUUAAGUUUCUGGGAAGCGACCACACGGCACGAUCUUGUAUGAUAAGAAAACCAUGACUAGAAUGUCACAAAAGUUCAAUUCCUAAUAGCGCUCACCCAGAGUGCUGACAAAUACAUUGUAGUAACAGUGUAAAAAAAAAGAGAAGUUAACUGACUAUCAGGAUUGCAAAGAGUUGUCCUUUGCAGCUGAUCUGUACUCUUGUUGACCUGAGGCUCAAAACACAGAAGUAAUCAAGCAUUCAAGACUUCGUGGAGAAGCUUUCGAAUGGAAUCGAUUGAUUGUAAAUUGUAAACAUUGUACAGUCUGAACUAGAGUGUAAGCACGUAUGUGCACCCUAUGUUUCGAAUUUUUCCCAGGUUUUUUUCCGUUAAAACUGAAUAUAAGUGAUUUGUGAUUAAGAAGUGACAAUUUUUAAACUGUAUUGUACUUGUUGCUCGUAAAAAAAGCAACUUUGUUUCAGGCAUAGGAAACAUUGUCUAGCUAUGAGAGAUUUGACUGUUCUAGGGAGUUACAGCUAGCUCUUCCAAAAUGUGUUAACAGCUGUUUUAAAGUAGCAUUAUCCAGCCUCUUCACUAAUCCUGAAUAACAACAUCAUUUGUACGUGACAUAUCUGUCCUCUCCUCUGGCCUGGUUACACUGUAUAUUACAGCUGUUUGGUUUAUCCUUCUUGCCUCAGCGUGGGCAGAUAUAAAUUAAGCUUGAAUAAGAUUGUAUAUAAAUUUCAGACAGUUGAGUUAAGCGACAUAAGCAUUUGUCACCCAUAAGUAACCCAUCCAAGCCUCGUGGCCCUUCUGCCUCUACCAGCAAAAUAAAUGAAACUAUCACUCAGGACAAAGUAGUCUUUGGGAGUUGUAAAUACACUGUACAGUACCCUGGUACUUUGUAGUGUCUAGAAAACUCUUUCAAGGUCUGAGAUUUCCAGAUUUGAGGGGGUCUGAGUUGUUAAUUUGUACUUUCCCUAUAAUUUUGUUUUUUUAUGUACAUGUAUAAGUGUAAAACACUUACAACCAUUUUGUGACCUAAGAUGGACAGGGGCGGAUACAGGAUUUUUUUUAGGACAUAUAGUUGUUUUUUGCAGAAUACCAGUUGUAUUAAAAAACCGCAGGUCAGCUCAGGGGGGGGGGGGGGGGGGGGGGGUGCGCACCCCUUGCACCCUCCCCCGAGAUCCGCCCCUGAUAGAGGUGACCAACUUGACAUUCCUUUGAUGCUAUAAUAAAUGACAAAAUGUUGGGUGGCUUAACUCAGCAAAGCUUGAUUUAAGUCCUGCAUGCCAUCCAGGACUGGUAGUUUUUCUUGCUGGGCAAGUUACAUAAACUUGUAACUUAUUCUGACUUGCUGAAUGGGUCGGGUUCUAUACAGGCCCUCUUAAACGAAGCCAUUUAAAAGGAUUUUAUGAUAAUGUGUUCAUUUAUACAUUAUUGCAAACUGAUCAACUUUGUAAUUUAUCUCAAGCCAAGAUUCUGUGAUGGAUAGACUUUUUAACAUUUCCCUGCCAGUGCCUAAAGCUGCUUCAUUUACAUGUAGUUAAUAGAUUAAAAAUGUUCAAAUGAGGCCUAAACUGCUGUCCAAGCUUUUGCCUAUCGACAGCAUCAUCACCUGAUCAUGCUGUUGAUCACCGAAGGCUUGAAUUUUAUAUUUUUUAAAACAGACAGUAGUUUGAGGCGUCAUUUGAACAUUUUAAUGUUUUAAUUACAUUAUGCUGCUGAAGGACAACAGGGCUGUCAUUAAGAGGUGGAGGACUGGGGGAUUUCCCCCGGCGACUAUGAAUGUGGCCCCAGCUACUUUCAUAGGAAAAUACAAUCAUGUAGAAGAAAAAUAGAACCAAAUGAAAUCCCUAGCUGUUUUAUUCCCCACCUACUUGUUGUGUUUACAUGGAAACUUGAAAUCUACUGUGAGUGACAUCUCUGGACAACUUGAACAGAUUAUUGCUUCAUUUAACCUUGACAAUGUUUGCUUUAAAAUUUACUGUAGAUCCUGACUCAGACUAUAAAACAGUUUGUAAGUCAAGAAGGAGCACUUAUGAAUUCACAAGAGGUAUUCUUACAUAAAUUAUGUUUUAAACAUCUGUGAGAAGAUAAAUAAAUAUAAAUACCACAAUCAACAUACAUGUACAUAAUUAAGAGAUCGAAUUACCAGUUGCUUGUUAAAGCAUUUAAGUAAGGGGUUUGGGGGUUAACUUUUGGGGUUAACUUUUGGUCCAGGGAUUUUUUCGGUUUUGUUAGAAGCCCUGGGGACUUAAUUGACUUUUAACCUUUGCUUUGGUUUUUUAUUUAUUUAUUUUUUUUGCCCCCAUUUGCCCCAUUCCCAGCAUUUGAAAUCGGGAGUACCUCUUUUGUGGUUAUAUGCCAGGAACAGUUACCAACCUCUUGAAAGAGUUAAACUGGAUACCGCUGAAGGCAUGAAGAACAAUCUUGUGGUUAACCUUAUUCUAUAAAGCAAUUCAUGGUGAUUGCGGCCUGGCUUUUCCAGACUAUGUUAUGGAGUGCAGAAGACAUUUUAAGGAACUCUAGCCAGAACAAGUUUAUUGAACUGCUGCCAAAUACUGAGACUUAUAAGAAUCUUUAUUUUUGUAGAACUGUCAAGGACUGGAAUGUGUUACCGAGUGAAAUUGUUAACAAUAAGUCCGCGAUUGAUUGAAAGAAGUUUUAUUUGAGUAUUUUAGUCAAUCAUGAAUUUAAAUAUUGUACAAUAAUUAAUACUUUGAUAUUUUUAUUCAUUUUAUCUUUUACGAGAUUUUGUCAUUGCUAUCAUUAUUGUUAACUUAAUUUUAUUUUAUUUAGCUAGACAUCUUUUGUGAUGGAAUCCCUAUUGCAAGACUAGAAAUUUUUGAAUGAAGGUUGAAUGUCAAAAAUGUGUUAAAUGGAUACUUGAGGGACAGUAAUUCAUUGUCAAGGAGGCUGACAUACUGAUACAGUCGUUAUUAUUAAAAGAUGCAUAGGUAAAUGUUGACAGAAUAAUAUUUUCUUUUUUAGCAACUGAAACACUGUGAAAAGGUCAUCACAGACAUGCAAAAACAGUAAGACAAAUACUCUGUUUAAUAUUAACAUUAUAACUUAUUACUUUCAUUGAGCAUGUUAUUUGAAUGUUUUCACUUAAAGAAGGAAACAUGUACAUGUAUGCAAAAAAAUUAAUGUGAUUGUGUAUUUUGUUGUAUGAAGAGAUAUACGCACAACUAACUUCAGUUUACCCAUGAUAAUAGACCUAUUCGGCUAACUCAAUGUUGUACCCAAUUCAAACCCUUUGGGAAUAAAACGUUUUGUUUCAGGAAUUUCCACAUCAUUUAAAUGUGAAUGCCACAUUAUAAUGCAAAUACAAUACACAAAGAAUCUUAACCAGUUAGCCAAAUAGGUCUAUGACCAUUAACAAGGUCUUUUGUUUUACACAAUAAUUGUGUAAAACAAAAGACCUUAUUAAACUGUCCUUUAGUUAACCUGCUCUAGCUCAGUCAGUAUUUUUUUUUACCGAGCAAGAAGUUCACUUACAGGGAUAAUUCAUUUGAAAGACGUUUUGUAAUCAUCUUUUUGUUUGCGUUGUUUAUCUUUGUUCUUUGCUGAAAAAAACUUAGAAAAUCAGAUGUAAUAUACCAUAACUGGUGUUGCUGCUCAUUGAUUUUCCACUUUUUGAGCUUGAUGCAUGAUGAAUCUACUUUGAGAUCUAUUGAAAACCAUUCUGUGAAUGUGCUUGAUCAUCCAGGUUAAUGGAAGUGUUUUUUUUUUAUUUUAAGGUUUGGGGACAUUCAACAUAGGUAUGACCAAUCUGUUCCUACAGAAAUUAAAUAAUUAUUAUAGAAUUAAUAAGAAUAUGGUACAAUUAUAGUUAAUGUAAAUUUGUUAAAAUCAUGAUUUUUUUCAACUGAAAUAUAAAUUGGUUAAUUUUAUUACUAUCUUUUUUCUUUGAAUAGGCCUCUUUCCCAGUGUCUGUGAAUACCCACAGUUGAAAAAUAUUGCUUACACUUCCUGGCAAACUCAACUUUUGUUAAAAGCUAAGGAAACAAAGACAAGACAAAAAUUGGAUUUCAAUGCAUGCUUUAAAUCUGAUAAAAACAUAGCUGUAUAUUUCGUGGAUGUUUUCAAAAAAUGUUAUGCUACAGUUCUCUGAAUUUACUGGAUGUGUUGUAAAGUUCUUAUAUUUUAAAAACCUCAGAUUUUUAAUUUACAUAUACAUUUUUCAAAUACAAAAAAUAAAUAUGUAAAAAGGUUUUUAAAGUACAUGUAUAAGAAUUUUGAACACAUCCAGUUAAUUUCUUUUACUGUUGUAUUAUUCUGUUCAACUCCAGCUGCUUUUUCUUCAGUUUACAGACAGUCAACAGAAUUAGUGAACAACUUGAGCCACCACACAGGUUAGUUGGUGUUCUUAUUUUUCCUGGCAUCAUUUUUUACAUUGUACAGUAUCUACUAGCCUGA